Messenger RNA from Chondrus crispus (carragheen), 1458 nucleotides. RefSeq names its product Translation initiation factor eIF2B, subunit beta. The transcript is spliced from 3 exons. Bases 107 to 1099 code for a protein of 330 amino acids. The record is from RefSeq and is a predicted model, not a curated record. Lineage: Eukaryota; Rhodophyta; Florideophyceae; Gigartinales; Gigartinaceae. Gene Ontology annotation, cellular component: eukaryotic translation initiation factor 2B complex. Gene Ontology annotation, biological process: translational initiation. Gene Ontology annotation, molecular function: guanyl-nucleotide exchange factor activity; translation initiation factor activity.
AUGUGGUAUGAAAGUGCGUACUGGACUUCUGUGUAUCUUAACGGAAACUUGGACGAACAUAUCUUGCAUCUUCUCUUGAACUCCUACUUAACACCGAUCCACUGCAAUGUCAAACACUACCCCAGUGCUCUCCGAAGCUCUCCGCAAGGCCUCGAAAGAGGUUAUGCGUCUAUCCGAAGCGGGCAACACGCCCCUUGAUGAGUUAGCGGAACGGAUUUGCCUUCUACUACGAGUGGCCGCGCUAACAUCUGCAGACCCACCCGGAACUGUGACCCAGAUUCGCGACCAACUGCGACCUUUCAUCCCGCAGAUGUGCAUUCUGGAGGCCAUCGCCGGCCGCGUUCUAUAUAUUCUUAAUGAAUCCUUUUCAGAUUCAAUCGAACAUGACCUUGACGCCCUACUCGAUGAAGUGCGCGAAGCCAAAAAUGAACUCGUCGAACAGACCUCGGCGAUGUUUUCUGGUGGCGAUUCAAUCAUGAUGCUAGGCAAUGACGAAGGGACGGUCUUGGAAGCUGCACUACGAGAUGCCGCUGAAGCACUUUCCGAUGAUCCCAUCGCAAUAGGGAAUCCAAUCCGCGUAGCAAUCGUGCAAGUGGCGCCAGAUCACGAAGGGAAAGCUCGUGCUACAUAUGGCCGGCUAAAGAAUGUGUCUGGGUUGAAAACACGUCUUAUUCGAGAUUCUCAUAUCACUUCUGAACUGCGACGCUGUACCAAGGUGAUACUUCGGGCAAUCGCAAUGGACGUGGAUGACGGUUGUCUAUGUUUUUCGGGAAGCGGGAUCAUUACAGCCGCUGCAAACCGGAUGAGGAUACCGGUGGUACUCGUUAUGGCUCGUCAUCGAAUCGUCCCAGUAGGGAACGCCAGCGUAGCAAUCAUGAGCCAGCAGACUGGAAGCCCAGGAAAGGUGUGGUGCUAUGAGGAAGCCAGAGACGAUCGCAAGCAUGAUGCAAUUUCCGUACAUUCCAGCAUUUAUGAUUUAGUGCCGCUUCAGAAGUGUGAAAUGGUCGUUACUGAGUUCGGUGGCUACUCAGCUGAUUAUGUGAAGACGUUUGCCGCUGCUGUCACCCUUGACAACUCAAACACGAGCUCUCCACGAUAAGCAGAAGGAAUACUGUAGCGAGAGUGUUCGGCUGAGUAUAGUGGAGAAGCUCCUUUUGUUAUCACGUGCUCAGAGAUUAGAGGUCCUACAAGUUUGGUAUGAAGCGUGGAAGAGACAGUAUUUGAAUUUUUCUGAUUGCAGAAUUGAAGGAAAUGGGUUCAUGAGUCACGGGAUGCCAUAUUUAGAGAGUAUAAGAAGGUGGCACAUCUGUGUCGAAAUAGUGUAUUUUACAGGGUGAUGUUAGAUGUUUACGGUUAAUGUUUGCCGGUAACUUUCAAGGCGCGAAGGCAUUCCUUAAAGAAUUGAAAGAUUCUAAGCCUGGUCGGACGAGGCAGGAAUUUUAAACUCAAGUAUCUCCA